This is a messenger RNA of Electrophorus electricus (electric eel), 5463 nucleotides long. It is a transcript of the gene gpr173, whose product is annotated as G protein-coupled receptor 173. The record is from RefSeq and is a predicted model, not a curated record. NCBI's taxonomy places the organism in Eukaryota, Metazoa, Chordata, Actinopteri, Gymnotiformes, Gymnotidae. Gene Ontology annotation, cellular component: plasma membrane. Gene Ontology annotation, biological process: G protein-coupled receptor signaling pathway. Gene Ontology annotation, molecular function: G protein-coupled receptor activity.
GAGGAGAGGAAGAAGUUCUGCAGUUGGAGCAGCGAAAGGGAUGGCCAACGGAAACGAGAGCAGUGAUGGGCCCAGUAACCCCCUGGCAGCCGUCGUCGCUACUACAGGUGGAGUGGUGGGUGAAGGGCCUUCAUCUCCUGUAUCCACCUAUGUCAAGCUUGUCCUUCUAGGGCUGAUCAUAUGCAUCAGCCUGGUGGGAAACCUAGUGGUUUCUCUGCUAGUCUUAAGGGACAGGGCCCUACACAAGGCCCCAUACUAUUUCCUGCUAGACCUCUGCUUGGCUGACACCAUUCGAUCAGCAGUCUGCUUCCCAUUUGUACUGGUGUCCAUUAAGAAUGGCUCGGCCUGGACCUACAGUGUGCUCAGCUGCAAGGUGGUAGCUUUCAUGGCUGUGCUCUUCUGCUUCCAUGCCGCCUUCAUGCUAUUCUGCAUUAGCGUCACACGGUACAUGGCCAUUGCCCACCACAGGUUCUACUCUAAGCGCAUGACCUUCUGGACCUGUGUUGCUGUGGUGUGUAUGGUUUGGACUCUCUCUGUCGCUAUGGCGUUCCCACCUGUCUUUGAUGUGGGUACGUACAAGUUUAUUCGUGAAGAGGACCAGUGCAUUUUUGAGCAUCGCUACUUCAAGGCCAACGACACAUUAGGCUUCAUGCUUAUGCUAGCUGUGUUGAUCUUGGCCACUCAUGUUGUCUACAUGAAGCUCUUGCUCUUCGAAUACAAGCACCGCAAGAUGAAGCCUGUCCAGAUGGUUCCAGCUAUCAGCCAAAACUGGACCUUUCACGGCCCCGGAGCCACUGGCCAGGCAGCCGCCAACUGGAUCGCGGGGUUCGGCCGGGGCCCUAUGCCACCUACCCUGUUGGGCAUCAGGCAGAACUUGCACAACCAGAACCGACGGCUGCUGGGCAUGGAGGAGUUCAAGGCAGAAAAGCAGCUUGGCAGGAUGUUUUAUGUGAUAACCCUCUUUUUUCUGGUGCUUUGGUCGCCGUACAUCGUGGCCUGUUACUGGCGGGUCUUUGUGAAGGCAUGUACCAUUCCGCACCGGUACCUUUCCACUACAGUUUGGAUGAGUUUUGCCCAGGCAGGGGUAAAUCCAAUUAUCUGCUUUUUCCUAAACAAGGACCUGAAGAAGGGCCUGCUGGCCCACCUGCCUCCCUGUUGUAGAACUAAACCUCAACUACCCCGUGAGCCUUACUAUGUCAUGUAAAGACGGAAGUGCUGAGUCACUUUCUUUUCUUUACAAUUCCUUCUGUUUGGGUGGGUGACUAUUAGACAGUAAGAAGAGGUUAGAAAGCAUUUGAAGAUGGAGGCAUUAGGGAUGCUUUAUGUUGUUGUGGCCUUUGAUCUAGAAGCAGUGCACGAUGCUUUAAGGGAGUGGGUAUCAUGGGGAAAAAGCAUUUUCUAUCACCUAAAUGCUAUCUUUUGUUUUGGGUUUUUUUCAUGUUGACCUUAAAGGGGAAGUUUCCUGGCUAAAAUGUGAGACACUGAAUCAAAUCUAAACAGUUUUGUAGAGUGCUGUCUACUACAGGCAUGAGGGUGCUACAAUUAUAGAAGAAAAACAAUGGUUUUCAUUGCAAAACAAUUAUUUUUGGUAUAUAAAUGAUUAAGGAUUGAAUCACAAAUGGCCAACUGUGACUGAUCCUGUAAAAAUGUCAAACACGGCUACAUUAAGUGUUACAUGAUUCUGAAGAUCAUUUUCCAGAUAUAAAUAUAUAUUAUUUCUCAAAAUGUUAUUCAUAAACAGCAUAAAGCUAAACUCUUGGCACAGUAAUUUGUAUUAUUUAAAGUACUAAUUACUAACAAGUACAUAUACUACAGUAAUAAAAAACAAUUUUGUGCAUGCAUGUAAUUUUAUCUUUAAAGAGAAACAAUGAGUGCCAAGAGACAAAGUCUACACAUCAGGCUAAUCAGCGAGGACUGAAAUUGGUCAAAAUUGAUACAUUUAUGCUAAUCUUAGGAGUGCCAGUUAGAAAAAUUUACACAUAUGGGCCACUCAGAAUUUCCUGGUCAUACAGAGUUUAGAACAUAACAAAUUUUGUUUUUUUGCUGAUUUCAAGGCAGUUGGAGUUCAAACUAUGAAGUUCGGUCUAAUAGUGCAUCACAUUUGCAGUCAUUUCCACUUUUUUGCUGUAAUUACUUACUAUGUUUAUUUUCUUCUCUCUGCUCUAUUAAUAUAUUCAUUCCCACUAAUGAAAGUAAAAGUCUUUCAUUACAUUUCAUAAAAUGGCUAAUGUCCUUAUGAUGUAACCAAAUUAAUUUAAGCACGGGAGUAGGGCCUUGAUAUCAGAACAGAAGCUACUGAUGAGGUUGCAUGAAAACCUUAAAAAUAUAAUAUACAAAGCCCUAAUCAUACCAAAUUUAGUCUCAACAUUACAAGAUGGUGUUGCAAGUUUUAAGAACUUAGGGCUUCAGUCAAGAUAACGUGUGCUAGAAAUAGGCUGAAAAUCGCACAGUUGGAGUAUUGUAUUAUUAGAGACAUUCUGUAGUGGAAUCAGACCUUGGAUUGUCUAUGGGUAAUCCUACUGCACACAUUAUAGUACAAAAUUAGUACUUGAAUUCAUUUUGAAUUUAUGAAUCCACGUGGAGUGCAUAUCAGUGCUGAUCUAAUUCUAUUAUGAUAUAAUAACCUCCCACAGAAGGGGUAUCAUUGCAUGACAUAGUAGUUUAUUUGAAACUUUCAUAUAAGUUACAAUGUAAACAUAUAAAUAAUAUAAGAAAGUAAGAAGGAAGUGGAGGGAUGGCAAAACUAAAGUAGACCAAAAGAUAGUGGAAGGUUAGAAUACAACAUAAUUAACAUGAUUAGGUUUUUCAUUGGCCUGCUAUAGCAGUAAUCUAAUAACAGACUCAGCAUAAAGGGAAGUUAUGGAAUAAAAUGUUAUAAUCAAAUGAAUAAUGAAAGUGAAGCUUGAAUGAAAAGUUUAUUUGACAUCAAACCUAAUUUGAAACAUUUUUAAGUAUUAUUUUAAGUUUUGUAUUAUAAUAUAAAACCUACAAUAUUACAUUAUAUAUUUAAUAUUGUUAGUAUUACAUAUUAUAUCAGUUGAGAUAAACUGAGAAUUUGUGCUGGGGACAGUUAAAGUUUAUUUGCCUGAUAAUAUUUUGCACACAAUUUCAGAAAUUGCUGAUCAGUAAAAUUUUCUUUGGGAUAAUGUUGACUUGAAAUUGAAUGCUUAACAAUAUAGGCAAGGACCCAGAGAUUGUAAUAUUUUAAUGAAUGUUACAGAGAGCAGAAAAUUGUGAUUUUUAUUGCGAGGUAGUAUUCAGAGAUUGUUAGGGGUGUUCUAACUCCUUUCUGCUCCGGUUUUGUUUGUUUGUUUGUAAAAUCAAAGAAAAAUGUAGAAAAAUAAACAGCUGCAUCAACAAAUAACAACAACAACCACUAAUGAAAGAAAAGGGGGAAUCAUUUUUAUCUGCAUUUAUUGCCUUACGCUAUUAUCAAGGUUUGAUGUUACUGAUGUAAAGAAGAUUUGACAACUGUAUGGCCUCUACAGACACUAAAAAUGCUGGGGAAAUAGCAACACUGUGUCUUUGUUGACUUCUACAGGACUGAAUUUCUCACUCCCCUUCACAAGCAUACAAACUGAGGUCAAAAGGAAAAAAAGCAUCUGAAGGGUGCUAAAAUCUGGAAAGAAAAUCGCCAAAUUGUGACACAGGAGUGUACAAUUUUGCACAGUUCAAUGGAAAGACUUGAAUGCAAAGAACUUGAUUUCCUGUGGAAUUAAAAGGAACUUCCUCGAUUCUGGUGGAUUUCUUUGAGACAUUUUUUGGGGUUUUGGUUUGUUCUUCUUUCUUCUUUUUCUUCUUCUUCUUCUUCAUAUCUUUUGGGAAUUUGGGAAUGCAGGUGAUAGUUGAUGAUAUCGUGUACUCAUUAUGUGGAAAGAAUCUGAAAAAGUAGAACAAGCACUCAGACUUGUGGUUGGAAGGGAGGGCUUGUGGGUGGGCAAAGAGGGAGCGACUUUUCUAAUGAGCAAACAUGCCUGGUAGAACAUUUUUAGUUGCUUCAGGCAUUCUAUCUUUUGUAAAAUAACUGUGACCUCUGUGCAAUUUCCUGUGUAUUAUAUGGAUGAACUUUAAAAAAAGUAGGGGGGUGCUCUUGAUCAUCUUUUUACUGCGCAUGUGUGAGAGAGUGUUCAUACUGCGUAUGCGUGUGGGAGAGGACUGGGGAAGCUAUGGUGGAAGCCACAUCAAUUAUUGUUAGGCACAGAUAUUGACAGCCUGAUGAAAAACACCACUCCUGGGGAUGAUCGAGGUCUUUUUUCUUUUUCUUUUUAAUCCCCAUUGAAAUUUUUACUGAAAAAAAAAGCUCAGAUCAAGAGACUGCUGAAAAUAUUAAAGUUAAUAAACAAUAGGACAAAGCUACUACACAAAGUUACACAAAACUACUCUUAAAAUGAUAAAACUACUAAAAUUAGCAGAUGUGAUUCAUUUUUCCUUCUACAACCUUCUGUGGUUAAAUAGAAAGUUCUUAAUGAUUUUGAAAAUAAAAAGUUGAAUUACCACAAGCUACUCAGAUAUCUAGGUAAAGGAAUACCAGUGUCUUAGUGAGUUCUAAAUCCACACACUAAUGCACUGUAAUAAGUACAUUUGACAAAUCUGAAACAAUACUCAAGAUAAUAAGUGAACAAGUUACUCUUUUAGGUAUCAUCUAGAACAUCCAGCCUAUGACAAUGCUGACUGCUUCAACAUUACAAGAUGCGCUAUUUCCAUAACUUCCAUCAUCUGCCAAUUUCAUUGUCACACUGACUACUGAAAAUAAAUGAAAUGCAAAUGAAAAGAUACAAUUCUGAUUGACAAAUGAACAUUGAUACACAGGCUUUGCUUCAAUAAAAUUAGACAAAAUUACUUUAAUUGUGAUUCAACAUUGAUACUCAUUUUCACUUUAAGAUUAGGUCCAAUGUGCUAACUUGACCCUGCUUUAAAAAUCAGUGGAAAACUCAUGUAAUAAUCUCCGUAAGAUAUGGAAAAAAAACAACAACAUGUUUUGGAAUUUUUUUUAAAUAAUACAGCUCCCUAAAAUGUAAACAUUUGAAUAUUUAAACAUGGCAAGAAACAUAAAAUAUUUUUGACCUGAAAACCAGCAUGUCUAUAUCAUUUUAAAGUAACCAACAGCUUUGGUCAAUUUAUUUUAAAAAAUUUAUUUGGUGUUAGUAGUGCCAAAAAAUGUGUUAAUUUCUUAUUAAAUCAAUUAUUUAUUUAAAUGACAAAGACAUUUUGGUAUAUUUUAUCACCUCAUAUGCCACAGUAAUGAGACUAAUGGGAGAUAUGACAAACAAGCCCACUCAAAGAGCAAUAGACGCAGUGAGAAUUCAUUAACAGGACUGAAAUAUUUCUUUGAUCAGCUCAGGAGUCUCAUUUUUCAUGAGUGCAUGAUGUAUGAAAAGAAAAGAGAAAAAAAGAGAGAAUGUCAAGUUGGCUUUCAGAUUCAGCUAUCUUGUUCUGUAAAUUAAAGGGUUUUUUUCCCCCCGA